AGAAGAGCUAAAAAGUGAUUUAAUAUAUGUAGAAUUCUGACUUUAAUAGGGGGAGUGGGAUUAUUCCAUUAAACAAAAGACAAAGAACUAGGGACGCUGCAAUUCUGAAGUAAAAACAGAAAUAGCUGGAGAAAUUCAGCAGAUCUAGCAGUAUCUGUGGAGAGAAAGAAGGGUCACUAGAUCCAAAAUGUUGACCCUGCUUUUCUUCCACAAGUGCUGCUCCAUAGAUUUCUGGCUCACAUUCAGCUCCCAUGUUUUGAACAUAAUAUUGUACUAGAGCAUUAGCAUUGAGGGAAUGCUGUGCUGGAGGUGUCUUUUGGAAUGAACUUUUGAAAUCUAUUGGAACAGGAAGGCAGAGCCUUGAUUUAAAAGAUCUUGUGACACUGUUCGAAUUCGCCAGGUCUUAAGCAAAGAAGGUGGAGAGGAAGGAAGAAUUAACACAAGUUUGUACAAUGACUGUGUCUGUAUGACUGAGCUGUUUGUGCUUGCACGGAGAGUGUUUGUUCCCUUUUAAUAGAGUCUUGUUGGAUAAUGAACAAUGUCAAAAAGAAAGUUUUGCAUUUGUGUAUUUCCAAACUGCAGGAUAUCUCAGAGAGCUUUGCACGUAAUGAAGCUACUGUUUUAAUGUGCAGAAAGUUCCCAUGAACAGCAGUGAUAAUGACCAGGUUUCUUUUUGUUUCUAACGUUGGUUGACUUAUUAAAUAUUGGCUAAGAUGCUUUUGUCCUGUUGCUGAUGUGACGGUCACCAGUUGGGCCAGCAUUUUGUUGCCCAUUACUAAUCGCCCUCAAAAGGUGGUGGUGAACGGUCAUCUUAAACUACUAUAGUCCGCGCGGUGUGGGUAUACCGCAUUGCUGUUAGGAAGGGAGUUCCAGGAUUUUAAUCCAUUGAUAGUUGAGUCAGGUCAGUGGGUGAUUUGCAGGGGAACCUGCAGAUGUUUGUGUUCCCAUGUAUCUACUGCCCAUGGCGUUCUUGGUGGUAGAAGUUGUGGGUUUGGAAGAUGCUGCCUAAGGAACCUGGAUGAGUUGUUGCAGUGCACCUUACAUUUAGUACACACUACUGCUACUGUGCAUUCGCAGUGGAGGGAAUGUUAAAAAGUAGAUGGCUUUGUCUUGGAUGGUGUUGAGUUUCUUGUGUUGUUGGAGCUGCAGUCAUCCUGUCAAGUGGAGAGUAUUCCAUCAUACUCCUGGCUUGUACCCUUUGACACUAUCAGGCUUUGGAGACUCAGGAGGUAAGUUACUUGCUGCAAAAUUCCCAGUUUCUGAUUUGCUCUUGGAGUCAAAGGGGUUUAUUUGCCUUUUGUACUUUGAAACUGUGCCAGAGGACGUUUUACAUCCAACUGAGAGAGCAAAUGAGGCCUCUCUUCAAUACUGUCAGCCUAUGUGCUUGAGUCUCUGGAGUGAGACUGGAAUCCACCGCUCCAAGGGCAAGAGUGUGAUCUACUGAGCCUAGAGGGACACACUUAUCAGGAAGAGCUACAUAGAUUUUACAGCAUUGCCAUUCACUCCAACAGAUCUGUGAUGUUUAUACUUAGACAAGUGUUUAUACUUCACACAAGUGCAUUCCUUCCCUGGUGGGGAGUGUACGAGAAUGAGCUCGUAUUGUGACUGAGCUGGGCGUACAGGGUUGUUGAGAGGCUGCAAUGCAGCCAAGUUUCAAUCCAUUGAAAGUAAAUGUCAAGAUGAUUUGCAGGCUGCACCUGGCUCCUCUCCUGAUGCUUUGCUCUCUCAGCGAUCAGAAGGAUGGACAGGCCUAGCACGUUGACUCAGACCUCGGUGUUGCCUUUCUCCGACCCCGAUCACGCCCUCAACAUCCUGCAGGGCAUCAACGAGCUGCGGGCGGAGGGCAAGUUCUUCGACAUGACCCUGUCGGCGGACGGCCAGGAUUUCCCGUGUCACCGGACGGUGCUGGCAGCCGCCAGCCACUACUUCAGGGCCAUGUUCGCGGGCCGCCUGAAGGAGAGCUACGCCGAGCGGGUGGAGCUGCACGGGGUGAAGGCUCCGAUCCUGAGCCUGCUGCUGGAUUUCUCCUACACCGGCCAGGUCACCGUCACCCAGGGCAACGUGGAGCCGCUGGCCCGUGCCGCCGAUCUCUUCCAGUUCCCCUCGGUCAAGGAGGCCUGCUGCGCCUACCUGGAGCGGCAGCUGGACGUGGCCAACUGCCUGGAGAUCCAGGAGUUCGCCGAGGCCUACGCCUGCCGCGGCCUGGCCGAAAACGCCAAACGUUUCAUCCUGCGCCACAUCGUCGAGCUGUCCGCCGAGAAGGAGUUCGAGGCCCUGCCGCAGCGCCGGCUGCUCGAGUACCUGUCCGACGACCGGCUGCACGUCGACAAGGAGGAGGCGGCCUACCAGCUGGCCCUGCGCUGGGUCAAGGCCGACUCCAAGCGCCGCCUCCGCUUCUGGCCCGAGCUCUUCGAGCACGUGCGGCUGCCGUUUAUCCGCCGCUUCUACCUGCUCGCGUACGUGGAGAGCGACCCGUUCGUCUACUACUCACCCCGCUGCCUGCAGCUCAUCCACCAGGCCCGGGCCUUCCAGUCCUCCGAGUACGAUCGCCACGAUUACCCGUGCGAGAGGAUGAGGGCUCGGCCCUCCACCGGCCUGGCCGAGAUCCUGGUGGUGGUCGGCGGCUGCGACAAGGACUGCGACGAGCUGGUCACCGUCGACUGCUUCAACCCGCUGACCGGACACUGGCGGUACUUGGCCGAGUUCCCUGACCACUUAGCCGGAGGUUACAGCAUCACCGCCUUCGGAAACGACAUCUAUGUGACCGGUGGUUCUGAUGGGACAUCACUGUAUGACUGUGUAUGGCGUUACAAUUCCAGUGUGAACGAGUGGACAGAGGUUUCGCCCAUGCUGCAAGCCCGAGAGUAUCACAGCUCUGUGGUACUCAAAGGCCAUAUCUACAUCAUUGCCCACAACAGCCUGGAGCGCUAUGAUCACAGCCUCGACAGCUGGGAGGCCCUGCGACCCAUGCCCUUCCCCAUGGACAACUGCUCAAGUACAGCCUGCCGGGGAAAACUCUAUGCCAUUGGCACACUUGCUGGCAAAGAAUCAAUGGCCAUUCAGCGCUAUGACCCUGAGAUUGAUUCGUGGAGUGUUGUGGUUUGCGGUUCAUUACCUCCAUGGUCAUUUGUGCCAAAGACAGUGACACUCAAUGGACUGAUAUAUUUUGUGCGGGAUGAUUCUUCAGAGGUUGAUGUGUAUAACCCAACAAAGAACGAAUGGGACAAAAUUCCACCCAUGAAUCAGGUCCAUGUUGGGGGCAGUGUGGCUGCUCUGGGAGGGAAGUUGGUUGUGUCUGGCGGCUACGAUAACACGUUUGAACUAUCCGACAUAAUCGAAAGCUAUGACUUUCAGACUGGUUCCUGGAGCGUAGUAGGACGACUCCCACAGCCCACCUUCUGGCAUGGAACUGUCAGCAUCUUCCGACAGUUCAUGCCCACCGCCCAAGUUACCUUUGAAGGGACCCUGAACGACAACCAUAACAAUGAAAUAAAUGCCCUGAAUCUAGCUCGGUAUCGAAGACACCUUCACAAUGAGAACCUCCGCCUAUAGCACUGUUUAGACUGGAGUAAAGACUGAUAUCGGCUACAGUGAAACCCGCUUGGAUUCUCUCCAAAACCAGCAGAUUUCUAACACAUUACAAAAGCUCGCCAUCUAAUUCUGGACUGGCACAUGUCAAUUGGACAUUGCCCUUUCCCAGUUUAUUUUAAAAAUUGUCCCUGUUGGACCAAAAGCAGUCACUGCUCCCUGUUGAAUUGGGUGUUGACUGAAAUAGUUCAAAUUAAUACAACUGUGCCAUUCAUUGGCUGCUGUCUAUGUUUAGUCUGGCAGGUUUCACUGUAUCUGUUGACCGAUUCUGUUAAGUUAGGAGAUGUGACAAUUUUGUCUUCUCCUAUGGCCACAUGCUUGUUGCUAAGCAUUGGUUGAAAAAGAAAGACUUGCCUUUAAGUAAUGCCAGAUCACAUCACAAAAUGCUUCACUUGCAAUUAAUUUACUUUUGAAGUGCAACAAUGUAAGGAAAUAAGGCAGCCAUUUUGUACACAGUGUGAACACAUGAACAGCAACAAGGUUAAUGCGGUAUUACUGGUAAUUUGAAGGAUGAGUUUUGGAGAGAACCAGACAGCCGGAGAAAUCGUCCUGUAGGAUUCUUGAGGCUCUGAUCUGCACAGGCAGAUAGCGGUUGAGCACAAAUACUAUUUUGUGUUUCCUAUUUUGUUCCAGCCCUGGAAAGUCAACUAUAUUUUUACUAAUUUUUAAGUUUUGUUUUAUGACCGUGUUGGGAUAUAGUGAAGUACCAGGUGAACACCAUGUGCUAUUUACUGGGUUUUAAUGAAGACAUACAAUCCAGUGUUUAAUGUUUACGCAAAGAAGUUGCAAUGUGAGUUCCAGUUGGAAGGUAUGCUAAGUCUGUAAAAGGAUUGGCAAUGACUAGCUCCAGAAAAAGCUUGCCAACAACCCUUUGAAGGUACUGAUUGCUGCAUUUUAAGGCUGGAUCUAACCCGAUUAAAAUCUCUGACACUAAGUUGAGCAAAUCUGUGCAGUGGAGAAAGCUUGUUUGGAAUGUAGAAUUGGGGUCUUGCUGCCUUCGAGAUGGCAAGUUGGUACUGGUGCACUUUAAUCCUGUGGGAUAUGUUUUAAUUUGCCUCAAAUUUGCUGCCCCAUCACCAACCCCACCCUCUUCAGCUGUAGCAGGCUUGUUAGAAUUUCACAAGGGUGAAAAAAACUCAGUUUUGGAAGGAAGAAUACAUAUCAAGGAGUUCCACUCCGUUUUCUAGAAACACUGCCAGCUUGUUCCAAAAUAGCUCGUCUAUCCUCUCCAUUUCUGAGAGGACAGAGGGUAUCGGAUAUAUAUAUUUAGUUUUAUAUAUAUUUCUAUUUAUAAAGCAGUAGAAAUAGAGGGUUUGCAAUUAAAUAUUCAAGAAUCACACAUUCAAAAUAUGCCGCCAAAUAGAAAGACAUGGUUGUUCAUUUGCAGUUUUUAGAACCUGGAAGUAAAUAUUCCCAUUAUUCUAUUUGAGAUAACUUGAUAUUUAUUUCAUGUUCUAUCCAUUAUUUGCUGCUGACAUUGUUCAAAGUUCAACUGUUUGAAGUAAUUUGUUCAGAAAUACAGCAGUUCUAUUUUUCUACAUUUUCCCUUUCCCCACUUCUACCCUGAAGGCACUGCCUCUCUGAGGCACAGAACACAGCAGUGAUUGCUCCUCGUGCCCAUCUUGACCAUUCCUCAUGUGCAUUUUGGCAGUUUAUUUGGCUGCAGUCAGGACUGAUGCUGUCCUUGUCCAGCAAAUACAAUUAGCAACAAUAGCCUGUUUUUUUUCCCUCCCCUCCUCCUUAGUCUGAGGCACCGAAACAAAUUCAAUACAUGGUGGCUGUGUUAAGCUUGAUAUACACACCAAGGAUAGAAUUGAUGUUUUUUGUUAAGCUUAACUCCAUUUGGAUAAACUUUCAGUUGUUAGAGAAUGGGUGGUUCCAUUUUUAAGUACAUGUCUGAAUCUGAACAAAAUCUCCAUUUAAUAUUGAGUCUAAAUACAGACAACUUGAAGGAGAAAAUUGAUACAUUUUAGUUUUCAAGGUAGGACAUGUGGUUUUCCUUUCGAGAUUCUGUGAAUUCUAAACACUUCCUGGUUUUGUUUCUGAGUUUUUAAUGCGUGUUGUUUUAUUUGAGAUGUUGUGGCUUAUUGUACACAAACAUGUAGUUUACAUUGAGAAGUUGUACAACACAAAAUCCACUAAAAUAAAAUGUCUAUCUACUC
Molecule: messenger RNA, 5750 nt
Organism: Rhincodon typus (whale shark)
Lineage: Eukaryota; Metazoa; Chordata; Chondrichthyes; Orectolobiformes; Rhincodontidae
Gene: klhl21
Product: kelch-like family member 21
Exons: 6
Coding region: 1741-3552 (603 amino acids)
Biological process (GO): protein ubiquitination
Molecular function (GO): protein binding
Source: RefSeq, a predicted model, not a curated record